GCCACCGGCUAUAGCGUUCUGCGCUUGCGCAGGUUUGGGGCGGCGGCUCGGGCUCUGGAUUGCUAUCGUCCGUUCCUCCGCGGUGUAGUCCCAAAAUUCAGCGGAGAAACACGGCCGAGACAUGGAGGGGAAAAUUAAAUAAUAAAGCAGCAGUUAUGAAACAGAGUUUAAAGGAAUUAUGGCAACACCAGGUGACUGUUCCAGAAGUGAGUCGCAGGUCAUCUCUGUUCUGGAGGAAGACCCUGUGGACUAUGGCUGUGAGAUGCAGCUCCUGCAGGAAGGGGCACAGAUGCAGCUACAGCCACAUCCAGAGGAAUUUGUGGCCAUCGCAGACUAUGCUGCCACUGAUGAGACUCAGCUCAGUUUUUUGAGAGGAGAAAAAAUUCUUAUCUUGAGGCAAACCACAGCAGAUUGGUGGUGGGGUGAGCGUGCAGGCUGCUGUGGGUACAUACCUGCGAACCACCUUGGGAAGCAGAUGGAGGAGUAUGACCCUGAAGACACCUGGCAGGAUGAGGAGUACUUUGGCAGUUACGGAACUCUGAAACUUCACUUGGAAAUGUUGGCAGACCAGCCUCGAACAACGAAAUACCACAGUGUCAUCCUACAGAACAAGGAGUCUCUGAAGGAUAAAGUCAUCCUGGAUGUGGGCUGUGGCACUGGGAUCAUCAGUCUCUUCUGUGCGCAUCAUGCACGGCCCAAGGCAGUGUAUGCUGUGGAAGCUAGCGAGAUGGCCCAGCAUACGGGCCAGCUGGUCCUGCAGAAUGGCUUUGCUGACACCAUCACUGUGUUUCAACAGAAGGUAGAGGAUGUGGUGCUGCCCGAGAAGGUGGACGUGCUGGUGUCCGAGUGGAUGGGGACCUGCCUGUUGUUUGAGUUCAUGAUUGAGUCCAUCCUGUACGCUCGGGAUGCAUGGUUAAAGGAGGAUGGGGUCAUCUGGCCAACCACAGCUGCACUACACUUGGUGCCCUGCAGCGCUGACAAAGACUACCACAGCAAAGUGCUCUUCUGGGACAAUGCCUACGAGUUCAACCUCAGUGCGCUCAAGUCUUUAGCAAUCAAGGAAUUUUUUUCAAAGCCCAAGUAUAAUCAUAUCUUGAAGCCAGAAGACUGUCUCUCUGAACCAUGUACCAUAUUGCAGUUGGACAUGAGAACGGUGCAGAUCUCUGAUCUGGAGACCAUGCAUGGUGAGCUGCGGUUUGACAUACAGAAGUCUGGCACUCUACAUGGCUUCACAGCUUGGUUCAGUGUGCACUUCCAGAGCUUGGAAGAAGGCCAGCCACAGCAGGUGCUCAGCACAGGCCCACUGCAUCCCACCACACACUGGAAGCAGACCUUGUUUAUGAUGGAUGACCCAGUCCCAGUCCACACUGGAGAUGUGGUCACAGGUUCUGUUGUGUUGCAAAGAAAUCCAGUGUGGAGAAGGCACAUGUCCGUCACUCUGAGCUGGGCUGUCACUUCGGGACUAGAUCCCACAUCUCAAAGAGUUGGAGAGAAAGUCUUUCCAAUCUGGAGGUGAUGGUUGGUUGAGCACUGCUUUGGAGGUAUGGUGUGCAACUUAGGGGAAGAAGAUGCACCUGGCCACCUGUGUACCUGCUGUGAAGUCCACACACAUCUUUUACGUACUAACCCUUCCCACCUUGUAGGUGACAUUGGGCUCCUCACAGACAAGCCCUUGGACUCCCAGUGUCAUUCCUCCAGUAGACUGCAGGUGUUCACCCUAUGGUGCCCAUGGGCUGCCAGCGGGAGUUGUGACUGUGUUCCUAGUUCAGUGUAGUUCUAAGUUUCCUCAGACACAUGUGCCAGCCUGUGUACCUGUGACUGUGAUGUUUGCACCUUGUGUCAGUGGUGUCCUUGCUGCCCUUGCCUAGCCAUUGCACCUGUAGAGUAUAGGGUCCAGAGCUGUGCUUUGGUGUGGGAGAUGCUGAUCAACUAUGUCUCAGUGCAGGGGUUGGUGGCAGCAGUGCAUGCAAAGGGCUCUGCAUGGGCAGUACAGCGUGUAGCUUUAUAUAUGGGACAUAGUACAUGCUCAAUAAAUAUUUUUUAAUGAA
Molecule: messenger RNA, 2048 nt
Organism: Nannospalax galili (Upper Galilee mountains blind mole rat)
Lineage: Eukaryota; Metazoa; Chordata; Mammalia; Rodentia; Spalacidae
Gene: Prmt2
Product: protein arginine methyltransferase 2
Exons: 11
Coding region: 179-1516 (445 amino acids)
Biological process (GO): peptidyl-arginine methylation
Cellular component (GO): nucleus
Molecular function (GO): protein binding; protein-arginine N-methyltransferase activity
Source: RefSeq, a predicted model, not a curated record